AUGGCUGAAUUAGCUCGUAUAAAAAAAGAACGUGCAGCUGAAACAGCUCGACUUGACCAGCUAAAACGUGUUGAAGAAGAAAAAAUUCGUACAGAAAAUAUUCUUAAAGGUAAUCCAUUAUUGAAUCCAUCAACAAAAGUUGCAGCACAACCAUCAACUACUGAAUUUCGUGUUAAACGUCGUUGGGAUGAUGAUGUUGUUUUUAAAAAUUGCGCCAAAGCCGAUGGUUCAAGUGGUGAAAAACGUGUUGCACGAUUUGUUAAUGAUAGUUUACGUAGUGAAUUUCAUCGACGUUUUAUGGAUAAAUAUAUUAAAUAA
This is a messenger RNA of Adineta steineri, 318 nucleotides long. Lineage: Eukaryota; Metazoa; Rotifera; Eurotatoria; Adinetida; Adinetidae. The record is from the annotation of a GenBank genome assembly.